Messenger RNA from Diaporthe amygdali, 6054 nucleotides. RefSeq lists its product as uncharacterized. Bases 1 to 6054 code for a protein of 2017 amino acids. NCBI's taxonomy places the organism in Eukaryota, Fungi, Ascomycota, Sordariomycetes, Diaporthales, Diaporthaceae. The record is from RefSeq and is a predicted model, not a curated record. Gene Ontology annotation, molecular function: fatty acid synthase activity; 3-oxoacyl-[acyl-carrier-protein] synthase activity. The transcript is spliced from 7 exons. Gene Ontology annotation, biological process: secondary metabolite biosynthetic process; fatty acid biosynthetic process.
AUGGCAGCUUCAACACCUUCCAACCACUUACUCAUCUUUGGGGAUCAAUCCGUUGAGAAAUUGACGGCAAUCCAAGCCCUUGUACAUAGCUCAAAGUCUGAUCCAGCUGCCAGGAGGUUCUUGCAGGACGCGAUUGAUGUCAUUCAGCUCGAAUUUAGUCGACUGGGACCAGGAGAACAUGGUUGGCACAGGACCUUGGACUCUCUUCUGGGAAUCGCAGAGGAGUACGACGCUUCAAAUGACGACAACAUCAUUGUCUCAACCGCAUUGGCAUGCUCUGGAAGACUGGGACAGCUCAUAUGUUACGCCCAUGAUGAUCCGACCACCCUCGGCUCGACCCUGAAGCCAGUCGAUGUCAUCGCUCUAUGCGGAGGUCUCCUUCCGGCGGCCGUCGCAGUGGCAGCCCAAGAUACCAGCGAGCUAUUCCCACUAGCCCGGGAGAUUCUUUCUGUGGGCAUCAGGCUAGCUGCCCAGGUCAAUCGACAUAUGAAAUUGAUCGACCAGUCACCAGAAAGUUGGGGAAUAACAUACACUGGAAUUUCAUCUGUCACUGUUCGGGAUAUUCUAGAUAAGUUCCAUGAAUAUCACCAAUUGACAUCUUGGUCACCGGAGAUCAGGAACGCCUCCCAUAUCCGAACUGAGGUUACGGGUCCCAUUCAUACCAAACACGCGCCAAAGAUCGACGUUGACAAAAUUCUUGGGAAUUCGCCCCUCUUGCGCCACCCAAUCGAUCUCGCCAAAGCACGGAUGUUUUCGCCAAGCUCGUGCAAGCAAUAUGUUCACCUGACACUGGGUGAUCUCCUGGGGGAGAUUCUGGAGGAUAUUGCGCACAAUGUUCUCCGCGUCACUGAUUUGGUCCACACUUGCGUGUCCACGCUAAACGUGACAAAGGAUGUCACACUGUCAGUGAUGGGCCCAACGAAUCAUUUGGCUGCCGUCAAGAUGGCUUUGCAAGCCAAGGGGGUUAAAUACCAAGUCCGACCACCGGUGGCAACGUCCCAGAGCGAGAACAGCCGUGGUGGUUCUGACCUCAUUGCAAUCGUAGGAAUGGCGGGAAGGUUUCCUGGCAGUGAAACAGUGGAUGGCUUUUGGGAAGAUCUCAUGGGUGGGAAGUGCCACAUAAAGGAGGUCCCAAAAAGCAGAUUUGACCUCGACAGCUGCUAUGAUUCCAAUGGAGAGGAGAAGAACUCGACCACUGCGAGACAUGGUGCUUGGAUCGAUAAACCAGGCUUCUUUGACUACCGACUCUUCAACGUGUCGCCACGAGAAGCCGCGCAACUGGACCCAGGCCACCGGUUACUUCUCAUGGUCGCUUACGAGGCACUACAAGCUGCCGGUUACUCGCCGAACAGCAGCUUGGCAAAUGGAAGCUCCAGAAUCGCCUCCUAUUUUGGUCAAGCUGCGGAUGAGUGGCGAGAGAUUCUUAAUCAGAAAGGAGCCGAUAUUUAUUACGUCCCUGGUUUCAGUCGAGCCUUUGGUGUUGGCCGGCUCAAUUUCCAUUUCAACUGGAGUGGCGGCGCUGUCUCGCUUGACACGGCCUGUUCGACCAGCUCGACAGCCGUCAAUCUUGCGAGGUCAGCCCUGAUAGCACGCGAGUGUGACAUGGCAUUAGCUGGCGGCUACUCAGUCAUCAACUCACCCACCGUAUUCUCAGGGCUGAGCAGAUCGGGCAUGUUGUCCACCACAGGCGGUUGCAGAACCUUUCAUGCCGAUGCCGACGGGUACGCCCGGGCAGAGGGUGCCGGAGUCGUCGUGCUCAAGAGACUAGAGGAUGCUGUUUCCGACAAUGACAAUAUCCUUGCUGUCAUCAGGGGGUCGGCUAGAAUGCACAGCCCUACCGCGGAUUCCAUGACCCACCCGAGUGCUGCGUCCCAGCAGAUGGCCUAUAAUGAAGUCUUGCGGCAAUCCGCGUUGAGCGCGGACGAAAUUGCUUAUGUGGAAAUGCAUGGAACAGGCACACAAGCUGGUGAUUUUGAAGAGAUGAGUUCCGUGAUCAACACGCUUGCCACACGACGAAAGCGAGAUAACCCUCUGACUGUCGGCGCCGUGAAGGCUGCCGUGGGCCAUGGGGAAGGCGCGGCCGGUGUCACAUCACUCAUUAAAGCGAUUCUGAUGCUGAGAGAGCGUGAGAUACCCUCUCAGCCUGGUUGGCCCUUUACACUCAACCCGAAUUUCCCACCUUUGGCCCAACACAAUGUCAGAAUAUCGACCAAGACCAGCCCCCUGAAGCCGAGCCCCAACGGUGACAAGAAAAUCAAGCUGCUUGUCAACAGCUUUGAUGCCUCGGGAGGUAAUACUGUCAUAGCCAUUGAAGAAGCCCCAUCCCGUCCGUCGAAACGCAAGGAUAUCCGAGCUUGGCAUACAGUAGCCAUAUCCGGCCGAACAGCAAAGUCUUUGCAUGGCAACCGUGAGAGACUUCUGGAUUAUCUUGAGAGACAUCCCGAUACAAAGCUGGCAGAUUUAGCCUACACGACUACCGCCCGUCGGGUACACGAACAGCUUCGUGUAGCCUACACUGGGGAUUCCACCAAGAGCCUCAUCAGCCAGCUACGACAAGAUACGAGCAAACAGUCCAACGUACCAAAAACAAGUUUCAGGCCUCGAAAGUGUGUUUUUCUCUUCACUGGCCAAGGGUCACAUUAUGCCGGCAUGGGGGCUGGACUGUUUCGAGAAUGCCAACAAUACCGGGAGGCUCUAAUGUCGUACCAAGAUAUGGCUACCAUGAUUGGGCUGCCAUACUUCAUUGACAUAAUAUCGGAUCCCAAUGUUGAUAUGUCUAGGCAGUCGACAGUCAAGGUCCAAGUUGCCCUGACGGCUCUGGAGCUGGCUUUGGCGCACCUCAUGAAGUGCUAUGGCAUUACCCCGAGUGUUGUUAUCGGGCACAGCCUUGGCGAGUACACAGCACUCUGUGUUGCUGGUGUUCUGUCUGUCAGUGACACACUGCUCCUGGUCGGCAACCGAGCAGCUCUCAUGGAGAAGCACCUUCAUCCCAACACCCACGCCAUGGUGGUGGCAAGCGUGACGGAGCAACAACUUGAGAAAUGCUUCAGUGAGCUGAAACUUGACUCGUGCCAAGUCGCAUGUUUGAACGCUCCAUCGAUAACAGUAGCCAGCGGGAAGGUGGACGAUAUCGAAAGAGUCAAAGCCCAACUAGGGACAGAGGGUGCAAAGACAACGCUACUGCGUGUGCCUUAUGGCUUCCAUUCCGACCAAGUGGAGCCAAUACUAGAGGAGCUGCGACAAAUCUCCAGAAGAACGAGAUUCCUGAAGCCCGAUAUUCCAAUCGCCUCGACUCUGUCAGGAAAGAUUGAGAGAGAAGCAGAUGUAUUCUCCGAUGAUUACCUGACACGCCAAACUCGUCAAAAAGUCGACUUUGUAGGAGCACUUCGAGCAUGUGAGGCAGCGGGAUUCUGCGAAGAUGACUCUCUGUGGCUGGAGAUCGGACCUGAACCUAUCUGUUUGGGACUCGCUCGCAACACUUUGCAUAUCACUGCAUCCCGAACUCUCCCAGCAUUAAAAUCCGGCGAGAGCAACUGGAAGACGAUCUCUUCGAUUUUGAAGCGAGCCUACGAGUCGGGUAUAUCAGUCAACUGGGCCGAGGUCCAUAAGGGGUUCAAAGAAUCGCUGACAGUAUUGGACCUACCCUUUUACGCUUUCGAUUGUCAAGACUUCUGGGUGCCUUAUGUGAAGCCAGAGUACGUUACGGAGUCUUCGAGACAGGCCGAUCCGGCCCAGGCGGCGAAGGCUCGUCAGUUUCUUACAAACUCUAUCCAACACGUGGAGGAUGAAACGGUAGAGGGUCAAACGAUCAAAGCCGUUUUCGUCUCAGACAUCUCCGAUCCAUUUCUUCUCAAAGCCAUCCAAGGGCAUGCUGUCCUUGGCCACACGAUCUGCUCCCUAGGUGUUUUCCACGACAUGGCACUUACUGCUGCCAAAUAUGUCUACGGCAAGCUACACAACCAGGCCGAGCCACCAACCAUGUGUAUUCGUGGAAUCAACAUAACGCAGGCACUCAGCGUUGCCGAUACGCCUAUUGACUCGGUAAUUCGUGUCAAUGCUUCCUACCAUGCAACUGAGAAUGGCGCCCACAUCCAGUUCUACUCCCAGACAGGAGACAAGACCUCACUUCAUGGCGAAUGUCGAGUCGUUUUCGAUGCCGGUCCUAUGUGGAAGUUAGACCCACCUCAAUCAUUUCUUCUGGCCUCCAGAAUCAACUGGUUGAAAGAACAAGCGAGAUUGAGAGGAGCGCAUUUGCUCCUCAAGCCCAUCAUCUACCAACUUUUCUCAAAUGUUGUCACCUACUCUUCAACGUACCAAUCGUUAGAAGAAGUCACCAUGGAUACUAAUUGCAACGACGCUAUUGCUACAGUGAGAAUUCCAGAAGUAUCUGAGCUGGGAAAAUACCACUUGAGUCCCUACUGUGCAGAUGCUUCUGUACAGCUCACUGGAUUCGUCCUGAACUCGGGCUUGAAAUAUGCAAAAGAUCUCGUCUGUUUGGCUACUGGAUUUGACUACUGGCAAUCCACCAAAGGCCUCUCAGCCGGCAAGACGUAUACGGUUUAUGCCUGUCUGCAGGAUACUCCCAACAGUCAUCUCGUCCAGGGCGAUUGCUACGUCUUCGAAGAUGACGAGAUGGUCCAGGCCACUAGGGGGAUCAAAUUCUUGAAGCUCAACAGAGUUGCCGCAAGUGGGCUUCUAGGGAACCCGGAGGCCACGCACAAAGAGCCAAACAAAACUCGCUUGGAACUUGUAGGCCAGGCCACAGAGCUAUCUCGGACUCGUGGCAUCCCUAGAGCACACAAAGACACCAUGACUGAAAAUCCCCAAACAUGGCCGGAGUCAUUGGAUACAACCGAAAGGCAAACAGACAUUGAUGCUGAAGCUUCUGCUGUCAACAUUGCAGAAAAGGUCAACCUGAUGCUCUCUAUCGUUGCUAAAGAAAGUGAAUACGACAUAAAUGAGAUGACGGACGAUACAGUAUACACGGAUCUUGGCAUCGACUCAGUCAUGGCAAUCAACAUUUUAGCGAAGCUGGCUAGCCAAGCAGACAUGCAACUCCCGGCAGCUUUCUUCCUGGAGAACAAGACGAUUGGGGACUCCAAGCAGGCUCUGCGAGAUCUACUCGGCGGUGAAACGGAAACUUCCUCCCCAGGGACUGCUGUGGACGAGCAGACAUUGUUUUCUGUCGCCCGAAGUUCGGAAACUGCACAGCUUUCUCCUUUAACAUCUUCUGUCUCGUCAACGCUCAGGCAUGGUUCAAUUACGGUAUCAAGCGAGUUGACAUUGGAAGAAGUCAAUCCACCAAAAGUUGAUGAAAUACCGGAAAGAAGAGAUCAGAGCUCUCCAGAACAUUUUGAACCAGGACUUGUCUGCAAGGUCAUACAGCAUCAAGGAGGCCGGUCCAAAGACUCCAACAAGCUAUUUCUUGUGGCAGACGAGACAGGGUCAACACUCGAGUUUAUCCACCUCCCUAAAUUGGAUGCAAACGUUGCAGUCUACGGCGUUGAGUCUCCACUAAGCGAGAACGUCGAAGACACCGAAGUCACAUUCGAAGAGCUGACGAGCAUCUAUCGGGCGGCGAUCCAAAAGGAACAGCCUUCAGGACCGUACCUCAUAGGUGGGCUUUCCGCAGGAGCCAUCAUCGCGUAUGAGGUUGCCCGGCAACUCUUGGAAGCCGGAGAGAAAGUCCAAGGAUUACUGAUCCUGGACUGUGAUUCCACCAGGAUUGAUAUCCCAAGUACGCAGGCCGCUGACACAGAUGUGCCCAUGUUCUCGCUCGCAGGGCCAGGUCAGAGAGAACAUAUCGAAAAGAUAAUCUCACUCUGCGAUUCAUACCAACCCAGGGCCUUGUCCAAACCGAAUGGCCCAAGAUUCAGCGUGCAGGUCUUCGCGAAAGACCAGCCAGCUAGCUCUAAGUGGCAGGAUCUCAUUCCUGGCUUGCGCACGCAAGAAAGUGAUAUUGAGAGCGGCUCAUUUCUGGAGUUCUCCUCGAUUGCUUCACUUGGCAAAAUUUGUCAACAGGUGUUGAGUCAAAUGAAGGAGGAUCAAGAUUGA